Messenger RNA from Pocillopora meandrina, 1130 nucleotides. Lineage: Eukaryota; Metazoa; Cnidaria; Anthozoa; Scleractinia; Pocilloporidae. The record is from the annotation of a GenBank genome assembly.
AUAACGGAACGUUAGCCCACUUCAGGGACUUACAGGACGGAAUGUUCCUCUUUCAAGUACUGGACUAUGUGUUUCUCGGGUAAGUCUUGAAUAUUUAGUUUGUUUGAAGACAUGAGUGGGUUAAAAAUUACUCUUUAGAAAACUAAGCUAGUAAGCAGUGUGAUUGCUAGAGUGAAAGUAUUUGAAUUUGCCGUAAAGGGUUAAUUUUUUUGUUCUCUUUUUCUGUCUGACUGAUUUAUGUAACAGAGUAAACUCAAAGGGAAUUUACUUUUUAUACCAUUCUCUACUCCCAGUUGCAAUCAAAAAUACGUAAUGCGGUAAUACACUCAAUAAUGGCAAGAAAUUAAUGAAACUACUUUCGGUCUAUUAAAAUUCAAAGAGUGAACGCAAUCAAAGGAAAUGAACAGACAGGCUUUUUCAGAUCCCUUUGUAUGUUUCUUCCCAGCUUCAAAAGAAAAAAGAAAAUUAAAAAAAAAAAGGAAAGCAACUUUUUGUCCUUGCAAUUGUCAAAGUGAUUUUCAGCACUCUUAGGAAUGCAUCUCGAAUCCUAAGACCUCCUGGUUACGGAAAGUGAUCAUAAUUUAACACCUGAAACAAAAGUAUAAUUUGAAUUUUAGAUGAUUCGUCUCAAAUUUGAUAUUAAAAUGAAAUGAAACGUGCCUUAAGUGCAAAAGAAAAGUUACCAAGCUAAGCUAAAAUUGAGGCCGGGAAGAGAAGUAACCCACACGGUCACAACAACGCGUCAUUUCUUCUCAAAAGAACUUACUAGGAUGAAACAUUUGGUCUGAUUUAUAAGUUAAAAAAACUGUAGUCUGUCGAGCAGUGGUUAUAAAUGAUUCUUUCUUGCUAUAUGCGUUUGAAAAUUAGGUUAGCGCAGAGCACGCGUCGACCAGGCAAGAUCGCAGCCGGUUAGAGCGAGUGACUCGCGCUCCGCUUUAAUCUCAAAAAAGGUGAAAACUACAUUUAGUGACAAGAUUUUAAUUUUGUUCAAUUUCAACAGGAAAAAGUCGUCUAAAUUUCCCGUGUAUCUAAAGUUUAUUCCAAGAAAACACAGCAACCUACAUGACAAUAGAAUAGAAGGGAGUACUUGUAUGCGCCGCUGGCCUUUCAGAACCCCUUCCCCAGUAUAG